CACUCUCCGACGUUUUGCUUGGCCGGUGAAUUUUCUCACAUCUGGAAGUCGCCCGAAAGCCCGUCUCAUGUACCACCACCGCAGCCGCGCCGCCACGCACAAGGGCGCUACGUCCCACUACCACAUGAAGUACUCGGCCAUGGAGCUCGAGGACGAGCUCAUGGACAGCUACGCCUGCAACUACAACUUCGACCAUGGCCACGCCGCGAGCCACCGCCAGGUUCAGACGUCGGCGACGGCAAGCGACGCGACUGCUGACUUGCAGAUGCUCGUCACAGCGUUCCCAGAGGUCGAUGCGGCGAUCGUUCAAGACAUCUUCAUUGCCAAAAACUACGACGUUUGCAGCACUGCUGAAGCCUUGAGCGGUCUCAUGGCCCCGGCGCCGGUCGUUACUGCCCCGUCCGACACGGACGACGACGACGACCAGUGGAGCUUUCACGACGAUGCUGAAGACACUGCUUCCGUUGGCUCUCUUGACUGGGUCGUCGUGCAAGACGAUUGGGAUGUGGCUGACGACGGCGGCGCGCACCCCUCUUGUCGCUCGUACAGUGACGUGCUCGUCGCGCCGUUCGCUGGGCAAGGUGUCCCAUUUGAGUUCUUUCCGCCGGCCAAGGCGUUGCGUGACGACGCGCCUGUCGUCACCACCCACAGCAGCAACAUCGAGAAGGAUGCAUUCCAAGAAGUCAACGACUACUACAGCAUCAAAGAGUAUGGCCAGCGCCGCGCCCACCACGACCGUCUCCACCCCCGCAAGACCAAGGCCGCUAAAGCGCCAUCGACGAAGAAGGGCAAGUAG
Molecule: messenger RNA, 796 nt
Organism: Saprolegnia diclina VS20
Lineage: Eukaryota; Oomycota; Saprolegniomycetes; Saprolegniales; Saprolegniaceae
Exons: 2
Coding region: 68-796 (242 amino acids)
Source: RefSeq, a predicted model, not a curated record